CGGGGAGUAAAUAAAGCUUCAACAAAGUUCCGGAAAUUUCAGUUUUGAUUUUUUUUACGUUAAAUUUAAUUGAUUGGUGUCUUUGGUGACAGUUAGGUUACGUUCGCCACGACAUGGCUAGCAAGUCCAGCAGAUAUGAAAAGAUUGAAUUUCUUGGGGAAGGGCAGUUUGCUACUGUGUAUAAAGCUAAGGAUACGAAAGAUGACGACAGAAUCGUGGCCGUGAAGAAAAUUAAACUUGGAAACAGAGCUGAGGCAAAAGACGGGAUAAAUAGAACCGCACUGAGAGAGAUUAAGCUAUUACAGGAAUUACAUCAUGAAAAUAUAAUUGGGUUGUUGGAUGUAUUUGGACAGAAAUCAAAUAUUAGUUUAGUUUUUGAUUUCAUGGAAACAGAUUUAGAAGUUAUAAUUAAAGACAUGAGUAUUGUGCUAACUCAAGCUCAUAUUAAAUCUUAUAUGAUAAUGACACUGCAUGGGUUAGAAUACCUUCAUUCACUGUGGAUAUUACACCGAGAUUUGAAGCCAAAUAAUUUACUGUUUGAUUCGCACGGGGUUUUAAAGAUUGGUGAUUUCGGUCUCGCGAAGACAUUUGGAAGCCCAAGCCGUGAAUAUACGCAUCAGGUUGUAACACGGUGGUAUCGGAGUCCUGAGCUUCUAUUUGGGUCAAGGUUAUAUGGUGUGGGGGUUGACAUGUGGGCUGUAGGGUGUAUACUCGCUGAACUUCUACUAAGAGUCCCAUUUCUUCCCGGUGACUCCGAUUUAGAUCAAUUGAGUAAAAUAUUUGAAACACUGGGAACGCCCAGUGAUGCAGAAUGGCCUGGGAUGAAAGAUCUUCCGGAUUAUAUUUGUUUCAAGGAAUUCCCAGGCAUCCCACUUAGUCAAUGCUUUUCUGCCGCAAGAGAUGAUUUAUUAGAACUUAUAUCGGGGUUACUGAGGUACAACCCUGGACUGAGGGUAACUGCAGUUCAAGCUUUACAUUUCUCCUUCUUCACAAACCAGCCAUACCCAACAGCUUACCAGAAUCUACCUCUCCCAGCCUCAUGUUCUUCUGUAGCAAACAAACAACCAAAAGCAGUUGCUGGGACGAAACGAAAGCGCGACAAUGACACAGAUUCAAUGGCAGGCCUCGCUAAAAAACUUGUGUUCUGAAAUGAAUAGUCUUAAUAAUAAUAUCAUGAUACUGCUAAUGCUGCUAUAAUAAUAAUGUUAUAAGAUAUGCUGUGUUGCUGCUGGUUAAGUCGCAAUCAAUGUUAAACUAAGUUUCAAUAUUUCUAUAUAACGACUACAAGCUAAAAAAGUUCAAUUUAAAUUUGUUUGAAAUAAACUUUCUCUUUUUUUGGCAAACUAGAGUUACUAGAUUGUUUGAUGUCUUUAUGUUUUCUAUUUGUUUGGUAUCCCUAUGUUGAUUUUUAUUAGGCAGAAGCACAACUGUUGUGUGAAAAAGUGGCCCAGCUGGGGGCAACAUGGGCACAGCUGGGGGCAACAUGGGUCACAGCAAGGGGCAACAUGGGCUACAGCAACCGGCAUAACAGUUACAUCUUUUAUUUUAGGUGUAUCAAUGCUGUGCUUUUUUUCUAAAGCGAUUAUUUCAUGUGAAAAACAAUUCGUCCAAAAAAUCCCCUCCACCCUAAUAUGACUAAUAUAAGUAAUAUUUUUACUUUGUUAGAGGGAUCUUUCAACGUUAUAAAACUAUCUGUGCCAUCGUUUGUUUCUCCCACCCCUUCCUUAUUUAAUUACAUCAGGGUUGACUGAUAUUUACUUCCUGCA
Molecule: messenger RNA, 1766 nt
Organism: Ciona intestinalis (vase tunicate)
Lineage: Eukaryota; Metazoa; Chordata; Ascidiacea; Phlebobranchia; Cionidae
Product: cyclin-dependent kinase 7
Biological process (GO): positive regulation of transcription by RNA polymerase II; protein phosphorylation
Cellular component (GO): cytoplasm; transcription factor TFIIH holo complex; nucleus
Molecular function (GO): ATP binding; RNA polymerase II CTD heptapeptide repeat kinase activity; cyclin-dependent protein serine/threonine kinase activity
Source: RefSeq, a predicted model, not a curated record